CUUCAAACCCAUCCUACCAAACUGACCCUUAGUCUUAACCUUUGCUUCAGCCAAAAGCCCUAGACUAGAGGAGGAGUGGAUAUUGCUAGUUCAAGAGCACCUAAGAAGAUUAACGAUCAGGUGAGUUGCCUCAUAAUAGUGUCUAUCACAUUUCUUUUCCAAUGAUUCAUUUAUACUGUAAAACACCGGUUCGUUUUAGAUGCUCUCGUGUUUUACAUUCAACGGUCCAUAAAUUUUAUGCCCUUCAAACCCAUCAACUAUCUUCAUCUCUCAAAUCCAUCUCAACUUCCACUAAUCAACACUCAUUUACAGUCAAUUACCUCGUUAAUUCAUGUGGGUUAAGUUCAGAAACUGCUAUUUCAGCUUCCAAAGAAGUCAAUUUUAAAACCCUAGACAAACCAGAUUCAGUUCUCAACUUCUUCAAGAACCAUGAUUUCAGCAAAACCCAGAUCUCAGCUGUCAUCAGAGUACGCCCAAAACUUCUCUUAUCGGAUCCCAAGAAGACCCUUCUGCCCAAAUUCGACUUCUUUUACUCCAUUGGCAUUUCCAGCACUGAGCUCGCGAAGGUAUUAUCCGUUUGCCCAACUGUAUUGACACGAAGCUUGGAGAACCAAAUCAUUCCAUCUUUCAAAUUUUUGAAGAAUUUAUUUCAUUCAGAUGAUAAGUUUAUUGUGGCCUUUAAAAGAUAUCCUGAUAUUCUAGGGUGUGAUCCCAGUGCAUUUCCCAACAUUGAAAUUUUAAGACAACAUGGUGUGCCAGAAUCAAAUAUUGUGUACUUACUUACAUAUCAACCUAGGUCAUUUGUGAUGAAGCAUAAUAAAUUCAAUGAGUUAGUGGAGGAUGUUAAGAAAAUGGGUUUCAACCCAUCAAGCUUCCAGUUUGUCUUAGCAGUUCAGGCAUUGAUUUCAAUGAGCAAAUCAACAUGGAAAAGGAAGAUGGAGGUUUAUGAGAAGUGGGGUUGGUCUGAGGAAGAAACAAUGAGCGCGUUUAGAAGAAGACCUGGGUGUAUGACGGUAUCUGAGGAGAUGAUAAUGGCAAAGCUGAAUUUUUAUGUCAACACAAUGGGUUGGGAUUCUUCCCUAAUUGCCCGUCGUUCAGAAUUAAUGACAAUGAGCUUGGGUAAGAGGAUAAUUCCCAGGUGUUCAGUGCUUCAAGUUUUGUUGUCCAAAGGUUUGAUUAAGAAACCCAUUAGUGAACUGACAUUGUUGAGGUCGACAGAGAGUUCGUUCCUCAAGAAGUUUGUGACAUGUUAUGAGGAAGCUCCUCAGUUGUUGAAACUAUAUCAAGAAAAAUUGGACGCUUCAAAAUUACACGGUCAUGAUUAUGAAGGUAAUGUCUCCCGAGGCGGUGAAAAUGUUGAUGCUAACUAAGGAACUCGGACCCUGGAGAUGGAAUUAUUUUGUGGUUACAUGACUUCUUCUUGGAGAAAUCUAGAUCUUCUAUAUUUUGCAUUGGCAUGUAACAUUCUAAAUAUGUGCAAGGCAUAAAUCUGUAUGCACAGUGCAGAAGCCAUGUUGUUAUGCCACUUUGGAGAAUUUGGUUUAAUAGAACUUCUGGUCAAAUGGUUACUAAAUCAUAGUUUACUGAUGCCAUAUAGCAGGUGUCUGUAAUUAUCUACUAUAGUGUUCUAUUGAAUUUAUAUUAGUGUCCAGCAGGUAGCAUUGUGUGAUCCAAUGCUGUACUUUUAGCUUUUGACAUGAAUCUCUACGAAGCACUCUUCCGAGUGUUGUGAUUGAAAUGUUGUAGUUAAGGAAAAUGAUUUUAAAGCA
Molecule: messenger RNA, 1769 nt
Organism: Cornus florida
Lineage: Eukaryota; Viridiplantae; Streptophyta; Magnoliopsida; Cornales; Cornaceae
Product: transcription termination factor MTERF6, chloroplastic/mitochondrial-like
Exons: 2
Coding region: 162-1370 (402 amino acids)
Biological process (GO): chloroplast organization; regulation of DNA-templated transcription
Cellular component (GO): chloroplast
Molecular function (GO): double-stranded DNA binding
Source: RefSeq, a predicted model, not a curated record